Molecule: messenger RNA, 4571 nt
Organism: Homarus americanus (American lobster)
Lineage: Eukaryota; Metazoa; Arthropoda; Malacostraca; Decapoda; Nephropidae
Product: hyaluronan mediated motility receptor-like
Exons: 24
Coding region: 193-4050 (1285 amino acids)
Molecular function (GO): hyaluronic acid binding
Source: RefSeq, a predicted model, not a curated record
UGUGAGAUAAGUGACUCAGUUCAGCACCCGUCACCCUGCUGAAAGGAAUUUAGAAUCGUGCACUCUGAGCGAAUCCGUUGGAAAUGAAAAACUAGCUGCUGCACUACAGGAGGAUUUAAAUAAACUGCAGGGGUGGUCAGAGAAAUGGCAAAUGAAAUUCAACACCAGCAAGUGCAGCGUACUUAAUAUUGGAUGUUCUCGAAGGCAAAGAUAAAGAGAUUCAACGAGGAAGUAGGUUGUGCUCCACCACCCACAGCAUACAACCCUAAGAAGACUGAAAAUAAAUGUAUAGCUGUAACUCUUGACAAGUCUGAGAGAUGGAGGUCAACCAAUGAGACAACCCCAGGCCCAGGAACUUACAGAAGUGAGAGCGUAUCUCCAGUUAAAAAACACACAAGAUCAUCAUCAUCACGCCUUGACACUUCUACUAUAUCAACUUGUUCAAACGGAUCAUCUACUUCAAGCAGUAAAGUAUUUCUUAGUCCUCCACAUCCACAUACACUUACUCGAUCAUCAUCAAUGCGUACCAUACGUGGGCAAACGAAAGGAGGGGAUAGUAAAGUUGCAGAAUUAGAAGAGCGAAUUCAAGAACUCACUGAAGAGAGAAACAAAAUGAAAUUGUUCAUAUCACAGCUAGAAACACAACUGGAAAGUUUGAAAUCCAAGAUUAGUAGGACAGAGUCAAAGGAUGUAGCUGUUUGUGUGGAUGCUGAGGAGUUACAAAUGGAUCAAAGCAGGGAGCAGAACCAAGUUGAGUUAGAGAAUGCCAGAUCAACCCUGAAGAAGAAUGAAGAACAUCUCACUUCUCUUUCCAUUACCAGCAGUGCCCUGAUACAACAAACUGAUCAUCUCUGUGAAUUGAUUGAAAGCAGAGGAAACAAAUUGGAGGAAGACUUGAUGCUAAAAGAACAACUUCAGUCAACAAGAAAGGACCUGGAAGAAGCACAGCAACUAGUCUCAAGUCUCACUGAUGAACGAUCAGGAUUGCAACUUAAAAUACAACAAUUAGAGGAAUCCGCAGAACGUAAAUCUCUCUCUGAAGAUGAGCUACAGGGUUUGAGAGAACACGUAGAUCAUUUGACUCUGUUGCGGGAUAACCUAGAAGCUUCUAUAUAUAUCAAGGACGACUUGAUUGCUGAACUUCAGGUGCAGCUUGAUGAAGUUGUGGUGGAAGGACGUGGUUACCAUGACCAGAUGGAAUCUUACAAAUCCAAAUUGGAACACAUAGAGGAUGAGAUUGAAAAUAGUUUCAAAGAACGCAAUGAGGCAGAAUAUAAAGUUCGCGGCCUAAUAGCCAAGUAUGAGGCCUUGAUGAAGGACCAGGUGGAAGAGAGAGAUAUGCAUAUAGAGAUCUUAGCCAAAAAGGAUAUUGAGAUUGAGCUUCUUAAUGGUAGUAUGAAUAAUCUUAAUAUGAAAAUUGCAGAAUACGAACAAACUUUGUCAAGUCUUCAGGAAGAAGUGAGUCAACGAAGUAGCAAAAUUUUUAUCUUGGAAUCAACAGUGUCUGAUCUUAGUUUGAUUAAUAAAGAAAAGGAGGUAAUGGAAUCCAUGAUGGAAGAGGACCUGAAUCAUCGAACAGAAGAGGUUAGUAAGCUAGAAGAAACUAUACAUGGAGUUGAGAGGAAGCUUAAUGAAGUUAAACAAGAGAAAGAUUGCUUGGCUGCUACCCUGGAAGUGGAACAGAAGAAAACAAUUGAAUUAAGUGAGAGGAUCCAUCUACUUGAAGUGCAGAUAAAAGAAAAAGAAGUAGUGCAACAAUUCCUAGAAAAGGAAAUAACUUCACGAGAAGCUGAGAUAUCGGAAUCAUCAACAAAGGUGAAGAAACUCGAGAGUGAUCUGGAUACAGCUUGUCAGGUAGCUCUGGAUUUGCAAGAAGAAGCAGAAGCUCAACUCAACCAUGUAUUGACACUUAAAGCAACCAUUAGUGCAAAGGAUUAUGAUAUUGAUGCUAAAGGAGAGCUAAUUAGUACACUUCAAGAGGAGAUCAGUCAAAAGCUUAACGAGACAAGCAUUUUGCAAGACAGAUGUGAAGCACAGUCAUUGUCCACAAACAAGAUGGAAGAAAAGCUGAAGGAAAAGAAAGAACAGAUAACAAACCUAAACAAAGAAAUUUCUUCAAUGAAAGAUGCACUGUCAUCACGUGAAAAGACUCUAGCAAGCCUUGAGAUGAAAACUUCCAAUAUGGAGGAUAAUAACCAUCAGCUAGAGGAGAAGGUGGUGGAGCUCAUGGCAGAAAUUAGUGACAGAGAAGCUCAACACAUUUCUAGGUUAAAUCGCAUAGAAAGAGAUCUGGAUGAUUUGGGUGUGAAGUACUCUGAAGCUCUGUUAGAACAAGAGGCUACACGUCGUGCCCUCACUCAGACCACAGAACAGCUUGAGAAGGAGAAUCUUCUCCGCAUGGCAUCAGAUGCUGACAUCCAGAGCUUGAAGGAAGAAGUAUCUGCUUAUAAAGAGGAGAAUAAAACAAUGGAAUCAAACCUCAAGGAUUUGGUUCAGAAAUAUACCAACUUGGAAGAUGCCCUGGCUUGUGAGGAAGCGGAGAAUCGUGAUCUUGAAGACAAACUGGAGCGAGAGGUGCGAUUAGCACAGGAAGCUGCUGCUGCCACAGAGAAAGAGCUUUCAGCUUUGCAAACAUCAAGUUCUGGAUUUUGUACACAGAUAACACAGUUAAAGAUUGAUAUGCGAAAAAAGUCUCAAGCAGUAGAAGAGAUGCAGCAGUGUAUUGAAACAUUACGCGAGGAGAAAAUGCACCUAACAACUCUCCGAGACAAUCUAGAAAAAACAGUGGAGACUAAAGAGGAUACCAUUGCACAGCUACAUCUUCGGGCAUCUACAGAAGAGAGAGAGAUGGAAGAAGAGCGUGUUACACUAAGGUCAAGGAUUGCGGACCUUGAGAAUCACCUUAAAGAAGCCGAAAAUAAGAUAAGUGACUUGGAGGAUAAAAUGUCAUUCCUUGAGGAGGAAAAACUAAAGCUUACCAAAUCAUAUGAGAAGCAGUUGGAAGAGAAGACACAUUUGGUGACACAGGCAACUCAUAAGUUAGAAGACAUGGAUAGAAAAUAUAAUGGUUAUGAAGAUCAACUGAAAAACUUGCAGACUUCCUUGUUAGAGAAAACUUCAGAGGCUGAAGACUUGCAGGAGAAAUAUACUGCUGCUAGCAAGAGCUUAGAAUCCCAGAAGGAAGAAGUGAACAGCUUGGAAACUAACAUGAAUAGACUGAAGGAUGAAAUAGACACCCUGAGCAUGACUCUAGCAUCAAAAGAUAAUAUCCUGGAAUCUCUCAAUGAUACAUUAGAUACAAAAAGUGAUGAAAUGCAGUCACUCUACAAGAACCUCAAGGAAAAACAGGCAGCUCUGGUAGAGUGUGAGACCCGUCUGCUUGAAUUGGAAGUAAAAGAGGAGAAGCUAAUCAGAGAAAAAGAGGAGGCUGCUGAUAGUAUUACUAACCUUCAGGAAACCCUCAACAGUACCAGAAACCAGUUGUCUAGAUUGGAAUUAAUAUACUCUGAGGAGAAGACUGCAGAGGUGUCUCGUGUUACUCAGUCAUUGGAAGCUGAUAAGCAAGACCUCAAGGACACUAAUGCAGCAUUAUUGGAGGAGGUCACUUUCUGGAAGGACAAAUUCCAGCAUCUUGAAAAAAUGGUUGAACCAUUUAGAGAGCAACUAGAUGCAUAUGAGGUUGAGAAAGCUAGCCUUCUUGAACGUAGCUCUGCAGCCAAGGAAGAGGUGGACAAGCUUAGCAAACAGUAUGCAACACUUUUAGGUCACCAGAAUCACAAACAGAAAAUCCAGCAUGUGCUCAAGCUCAAGACUGAGAACAGCAUACUUAAAGAAGAAGUUCAUAAGUUACGCCAGGAGAUUGAGCGGCAGCGCAAGAAUAUCAGGCGGUUGGAGGACAAAAUGGUGAAACUGAGUGGGUCAACUAGUCGCCUUAACGAUGCCUCCAAAUUGCUGGGUGACAAAGAAAACUCUUUCCAUGUUUCUACUGGUGCUGUUCUACCAAUGGCAUCAACCCCACUUAAAACUAGCAAUAAACCACAAAGACUUUGAUGGAGGACUGGCCAUAUGUACAGUAGUGGUUUAUUUAGAUUAACCCGUUUAAUCAAGAUUAUUGGUUUUAUUUUUGAUGUGCAUGAUAGUACCAAAUUUGUUACAUGAAUAUGCCUGAUGAUUAAUAAUAAUAAUAAUUUUAGAUUCAGACCUUGUGUUCCAUGAAAUAUUUUGGUGAGAUCUUGUACCUUGUUUUCUGUCAUGUCCAUAUUUAUUUUCAACAUAAAAUAUUUGGACGAACAUAAAUGGGUAGAUAGUGUUAUCAUUUAUUAGUGAUAUAGCAUUCUACAUUUUAUAAUUUGUGAUAUAUUUUAUGCCAUAUGUAAAUAACAUUCAUCACAAACAUUGUUGCCAUAAAUCAACAUUCACAUAUUCCAUCUUACAGGUUCUUGAUAUUUUCAUGUAAUGUAAGAAAGUUUUUUAUUUCCUUGUAUUUUUAAGGGAACUUGUUCCUGAACUUUUAUUUUUAUUUAAAAAAGUGUGUUUUUGUGACAAUAAAGAUAAGUAUAUACAGUACAGUA